This is a messenger RNA of Bicyclus anynana (squinting bush brown), 1663 nucleotides long. Its product is annotated as muscle-specific protein 20. Bases 134 to 682 code for a protein of 182 amino acids. The record is from RefSeq and is a predicted model, not a curated record. Lineage: Eukaryota; Metazoa; Arthropoda; Insecta; Lepidoptera; Nymphalidae. Gene Ontology annotation, molecular function: protein binding. The transcript is spliced from 4 exons.
UAAGAAGAGUCAGGUAGAGCUUAUUUAGUUCCCAACUUUUGUGAGAGAGCCAUCUAGUGACAGGCGUGCUAAACUCGCGCGAGUGUUUAGUAGUGCAACUGUGUAGUGUUUACGGAAAUCCUUAAUUAUCAUCAUGCCUGGACGUCCUAUCUGGCAGUGUGCCAACAAACGUGAGCCUGAAAAGGAGCAGGAGGCCCAGAAGUGGAUCGAAGCGGUCAUCGGAGAGAAGUUCCCCGCAGGCGUACCUUACGAGCAUGCCCUUCGCGACGGCAUCAUCCUCUGCAAGCUGAUGAACAGGCUCCAGCCCGGCAUCAUCUCUAAAGUGAACAUCUCCGGCGGCGACUACAAGUUCAUGGACAAUAUUAGCCAAUUCCAAAAAGCGUGUAUCAAAUACGGAGUUCCAGACACAGAUCUCUUCCAGUCAACUGACCUCUGGGACCAAAAGAACAUCGCACUGGUGACACAAACGAUCUUUGCUCUUGGAAGAACGUCAUACAAGCACCAAGAAUGGCGUGGUCCUUUCCUUGGCCCCAGGCCUGCUGAAGAAAAUCGCCGCGAAUUCAGCGAGGACGUCCUCAGGGCAGGAGAGGCAGUUAUCGGCUUACAAGCCGGUACAAACAAAAUGGCGUCCCAGUCUGGACAAAACUUUGGUGCUUCGCGCAAGAUUAUUCUCGGCAAGUGAAGUACCAGGGAGUUAGGAAUACGAAGCGUUAGACUCGAAGUAUGACGCUGUGAAGUAUGUACGGAAAUAAAUCCACUACGUCAUAACUUACUGUAUUAUUUAUAUUUACCUACUUAUUUUAUUUAUUGAACUGUGACUAUUUAUAUUUUUACAUUAUUAUUUUAAAUAAGUUUUUAUAAAAGUUACUCAUAAAAAUGUAAAUUUACUAGGUACCUACCUAGUAGGUAUUUUAUAGCUACAUUAUUUUUGACUGCAAAAUACAAUGAAAAUUAAAAUAUAUUUUGUUUAUAGGUUAUUAUUUGUUUUAAAUAAAUUACCUACUUAUUAAAUUGUGUUAAAUUAAUAAUGCCUAGAAAUAAAAUAAAAUUAUGUAUUUACUAUACUUAAUUUGUAUGUAGAAUAAUAAGUGUCUCUGCAUAGUGUCUAUUGAGCUGUAAAAAUGCUGUGAUCUCAGAAACCAAAAAUGCUAAAAAUCAAUCAUCCAAGUACCUUUCACCUUUCAAAAUAUAGGUAAAGUUGUCUCCGAGCCUCCAAGCCAGGUCUAACCUAGGUUUUCGCCGAGUGCAUAGCUACACUUUAAAGAGGCAUAUUUUUGUGCUAGAUUUUUUUAUUGUGUUUUAUGAGGCGUGCAUAUUUGCAUUUUAGAUUUUUUUUUUCAUUUUCAAUUUUAUUGACAAAAUCGUGGCGCCCGCGCCGCUUUGCCACGACCCCUUAAUGUCGCCUGGGACUUGCCUCUCUUGCCCCCACAUCAAUACGCUACUGCGUAUUGUUUUUUUUGACUCGUACUACCCUCAUAAUGUCAUAAUUUAUGCAUAGGAGUGAGGUAAUGCCAAGUAGGUAGUGAAAAAGGUAAUGCUGAGUUAUCAUAUUUGAACAAUGAUCUAAAAUACUGAAUUUUCAAGAUUUUUUAUAAUCUGUAUAAGUAAGUAUCAUAAGAUUUGAAUAGGGCGAGUUCUGAAAUAAAAAAUAUUACUAUACCUA